Molecule: messenger RNA, 2532 nt
Organism: Magnusiomyces paraingens
Lineage: Eukaryota; Fungi; Ascomycota; Dipodascomycetes; Dipodascales; Dipodascaceae
Exons: 1
Coding region: 1-2532 (843 amino acids)
Molecular function (GO): protein binding
Source: RefSeq, a predicted model, not a curated record
AUGAACCUAAUCAAGGCUCUCGAAUCCAUUGUCGCGAGCCCUGACCAGGACCUCCAGGUGGCCAUCCUUGCAAACCCUCUUCCAACUACCCUCUCUUAUGCUUCUUAUGAAACAUUAACCUUUUCAAACCCAACUUCAAUCCAACCAUCCUCUUCAACCACUUCUCAUCUUUCAACACCUUCAAAUACUCAACCUUUCUUUGCCCCCCAUCUUCCAACAGCUACAUAUCAUCACCCUGACUUGCCCACAGACAAUAAUGACCCCUCUUCUGAUGGAAUCAAUCUCCCCCUACUCAUCGGCUUAAUUUCUGGCUUUGGAACACUCUUCUUAGGCAUCUUUUGUGGAAUCCUUUGGUUCACACUCCUCGGACGCAACGGAAGAAUUAAACUUGGAUCAGGUAAUUCUGGAGAUUAUGACGAUGAUGAUGACCAAACAGGUCUUGAAGAAGAAGUUGCUGAAUUAGAAGCCAUGGAUGAACCUACCCGUCAAACUUACCUUCGUACUAAGGCCUUUGUGGCUUCAAACCCACCAAACUCAGCUCACGCUGAUAUCUCCCUUGCCCAAUACUUAACCAUCCAAGAAAAGGGUGUCAGCGCAUGGGAAUUUGAGGUAGAUUUCCCUAACGCAAACUGCUUUGUAGAGGCCCGCACCGAAAUUGAAUUUUAUGAUAACAAUGUCGGAUGCACUCAAACAAACCUCCCACUUCCUAAACAAAAUGAAGUCUACUACUGGGAAGCUAAAAUGUUUGAUAUGCCCCCAACUACCCAGGUCGCAGUAGGCCUUACUACCAAACCAUACCCUACCUUCCGUCUCCCAGGAUUUACCAAACUCUCCGUUGCUUAUGAUUCAACAGGUACCCGCCGCAUCAAUAAUGCCGCAGCCGCCACCCCAAACUACGGACCAAAGUUCCAACAAGGCGACGUGGUCGGUGUUGGAUACCGCCCCCGUUCAGGCAUAAUCUUCUUCACCCAUAAUGGCCGCCGCAUCGAUGAACCAGCAGUCCAAGGUUUCCGCUAUAACCUCUUCCCAACUGUCGGCGCUGAUGGACCAUGCAAAGUCACAGUCAACUUUGGCCAGGCUGGGUUUGUUUACAUUGAAGCCAAUGUUAAAAAGUGGGGGCUUGCUCCUGCUCAGGGUACUCUUUCCCCACCACCUCCCUACGGAGCUGAACGCGAUAGUGUUCUUCUUGAAACUAGCCGCUUCUUGCCCGGAUCCGGUGAGUCGUCUUCUUCAAUUAAUACUGGCGACCAUAUCACCUCAACUGUCGCUUCAAGCUCUAAUACCAUCUCUUCUCCUACAUUAAAUACCACUGCCGGAUCAGUGUACUCUGAAAAUACCCAGCCGUCCUCUCCAGUAGCCCCCACCUUAUCAUCCCAACACCAACACCAACACCAACUCUCCUCGUCUUCUGCUUCCUCCUCUCCUACUCUUCGUGCAUCCCAAGCCCCCCUUCAAUACCGCCAACAAUCUCCUCCUCCAUUUACUCCUCGUAAUGAUGCAGACAUGGACGCAGACGCCCCAGUUGAUUCUACCCUGGCUGCCGCCCGUAGACAUAACUCAUCAGUGUACAGCUUGCACACCCAGCACCCGCCACAAACCCCGGGCUCCCCGCCACCCUCAUACUCAGACAAUGAAGACGAAACGCAUGGCGCAACCCAGUCAGUAGCUGCAGUUCUCGAAAGUGGGCCUACUCAGCAAGGACAAAACAUAGAAACUGCAACAGAAACUGCAACAGAAGCUGCAACAGAAGCUGCAACAGAAGCUGCAACAGAAGCUGCAACAGAAGCUGAAGCUGAAGCAGACGCAACAGUAACAGUAGCAGACCCUCCUAUCUUUGAACCUACGCCCCAACAGUCCGUUGCUUCGUCUUCCACUCCACUUGUUGACGCUGCUCCUGAAGGUGCUGUCAAAGAUGUUAGUAAGGCUGCUACAGCUACUGAAAGCACUACAAAUGAUACCAUUGAAGAAACCAGUAGUGCUGCUACUGCUAAUGCUACAGCUAAUGCUACAGCUACAGCUACUAUUACAGAUGCUGAAAAUGUAGUAGAUGCUACAGCUGAAGGUUCUAGUGAAGUUACUAAAGAUGUUGUUGUUCCCUCAGCCCAGAAUGUGAGUGAAGUUGCAGUUGCUGAGACUUUUGAUGAUGCUAGUCAAGCCACGACUCCUGAGACUCCUGAGACUCCUGAGACUCCUGAGACUACUACUGAAGUUUCAGGCCCUGAGUCCCAAGCAACUAACACCAGCACUCCAGUGGAAUUACCCAAGACUCAUGAACCAACUAGUAACGAAGAUGCUACGGUUGCUACAGAUGCUACAGAUGCUGAUGACGAAGAGUCAUUGCUAAUUCCUGUAGGUGCUCCUGGUUCUGCAGGAUCCACUAUUUCACGAACUGCAAGCUCAACAGGAUCGAUUAGCAAGAAAAAAACAGGAAACAAGAAACGUGGCAAGUCAUACAAGCAGCGUCGCCGUAAAAAAAAAAAAAAAAAAGAGAGAGAAAGAGAAAGAAAGAAAGAAAGAAAAAAAGAUUUUUAA